AUGUGGCGCUCUUCUCCUCUUCCUCGUUCCUUUCCGCGCCUUCUUCUCGCUCUCGCCUCUCUCUGCUGUCUCUACCUCCCACCUCCUCCGGUGUAUGUACGCCCGUGCAACUCAUUCACACAACGCGCCUCGUCUGCCCCCUCCUUCGCCGUCGCUUCGCCGCUUUCAGCUGGCGAUGAGGAGGCAAGUCCCGUCUUGGAUUUGAGUCCGAACGAUCUGCAGACCCUCCUGGAAAUUGAGAACGAAGGCAGCCAUGUGAAACGCAGGCCGUUGCUCUUCGUCGCCUUCGUGGCACCCUGGUGCGGCCACUGUCGCGCGCUCCACGGCCCGUUCCACGACGCAGCUGAGGUGUACGUACACCAGAUUCACGCGCUGAGAGCGAGUCGCCACAGAGCGCUCGCGGCCUUUCGAUCUGAGGCGGCGCGGGCGGUGGCCGAGGCAGAGGCGAGUGCUGCUGCGGCGGAGACGCGCCUUCUGUCUCUGAAGCAGCAGACGCUCGAAGAAGACGUCCAGAAGGCAGAGGCCGAGGCAGUCAAAGCUCGGCAGGCGGUUGCUGCGCUCAAGCGUAGACUCGGUGAGGAGGAGAGACGCCUCCAACUCGAAGACUCCAGGAGUCGAGACGUGUAUCCGGACGUUCUUUUUGGGCGCUUCGACUGUUUCGCUUCGCGGGAGGCCGAGACCAUUUGCCAGAGCGCCUUCCAAGUCGAUCGAUACCCCACUCUUCUUCUUCUUCGCUCUCUCGCAGAUCUCGGAGGUGCCGCCCUCGCUCGCGCCUCGAGAGAGGACCAGCCGAAAUUCCCCGCGGCCCGCGUCUCGGCGUAUCCCGCGGGUCGGCCGCGAACGAGCGCCGCCAUCGUCGACUUCCUUCUCAAGGCGACGGCGGACCACGCUUCACUCGUUGCUUCUCUUUCUCCCCAAGAGAGGGAAGGAAACGGCUUUUUCUCUUGGCUUUCUCGGCGUCUCGAAGGCGAGUCCGUCCGGAUCGUCUCGGGCGCCGAAGAGCUGCGAGUCCUCCUCCGACCUGCUUCCGCGGACUUCCACGUGACGGAUGUCUCCUUUCUCCUUUGCCUAGCCACUCGGGAAAACGGGGCUCUUUCGGCGCCCCUCGAACAGGUGCAUGCAGCCGUGGAGCUCUUCGCUGGAGUCGCGAAGCGCGAAAACGCCGUGCGACACUUCCUCGUCACCCUCGACGCGCAGCUCUGCACGCAGUUCCUAGACGUCCUGCAACUCCCUCACUUGUUUCAGUUUCUCGCGACUCGCAACGCAGAGUCGAUCGAGCACCGAGACACCCCAGCGGUUUCCCGGAGACUUCUUUCAGAGCUCCGCCCGGCUCUCACCGUGGCGGCGGUACAGCCGGAGCUGCACCUUCCAGCCCCGUUCUGGGGUUCCGCGCGGGAAGAGGAAGGCGGCGGAGCGAGCGCCGACGAAGAGGAGACCCAGCGAACGACGCGGAGAAGGCUGCAAGCGCUCCAGGUCGUUCUCAGCGAAGUGUGGGCUGACCAAGUGCGCACGCGGGUGCUUCGGCGCCAGCGCGAAGAGGCGACUUGCCAAAGGGAGAAACGCGAGGGGCGAAGCGGAAGGGGAAGGUGUGGGGUGGAGGAGGGAGGGAAGAAGAGGCGCGGGGGGUUCUGCUUGUCUUCACUGCCCAUCCUCGACGACCUGAGCUUGAUGGUGGCGCCUCUGUUUACCGGCCCGUUCGGCGCGAGCGCCGACACGACCUCCUCGCCGCUGGAGAAGUUUUUGCGUGCUCGAAGCGCGCCUGUGUUGCCGCUCGUGUCCCAGGAAAACUUCUUGAAUUUGAGGAGCUCAAAGGAUCGAACGCUUGUCCUGCUUGCCCUCGACUUGCGCGCGCUCGACUGGAUGAGUGAGCUGAAUACGGUAGCUCUGACGGCUGUGCUGCUGAAGACGCUGAUCCGCCUCAAGCGAGGCAAGUGGCGAGAAGAGUUGCUGCCUUCGUUCCGCGAAGCAGAGGCGGCUGAGACUGGCGAAAAGGACGAGGACGCGCGUGCAGAGCGAGACGAGGCAUGGGACGACGCUGCUGUGCUUCGUUCGAUCGUCGCCCGCGAAGAUUUAAUUCUCAGCAGCGACGACGUGCUUCUCAUCGACCCUUCAGCGGAUCCGCGAGACACCCUCGGACCCGGCGCCUGGAAGCCCGACGACGCAAACGAAAUGGAGACGCUUCUGUUGGUCGAGAAGAUCUGGAAGCUGACCAAGGUGGCCAGCUGCAUGUACACUGCGGAGAGGCAGUCGGUGUCGCCUUUUCCGCGAGGCGAAUUUGCUCAGGCUUCGUCAGCAGGGUUGACUUCGUUUACGCUUGGCAUCGUCGACGGCCUCAUGUUCUCUGACUCUCUCGAAGAAUACGGGGUGUAUGCACCUGGCGACUUGCCGGCAGUCCUCGCCUUUCCGCCACUUGCUGGGAGCAAUCGGAAGCAGAGCGCUGGGAAAGGCGACGAACCCGUCCACAGGGUGUACCGCGACAAAGAGCGCUUGACUCUCGACUCGCUCUUCCGCGGCCUGCAACUUCUUGAGGCCGGCGAACUGGAGCCCCAAGUGGAAGGCUCUGUCGAAGGCGAAGGGCAGGCGCCGGUUGUCCGCUUCGUUCUGCAGCGGUGGAGACAGUUGCGCAAGUGGCUCAAGUCCCUGAAGCGCGACGCCUCCCGGUCCUGGCCGGACUUCAUUCGCAUCGUCUUGGGUCUCCUCGCUUUCGCCCUCAUUCUCGUUCUCACUGUCAUCCUCCUCAUUAGCACCGUGUGCUGUGGCGGCGGCGCCGGGGACGGUGAGUCGGUCGUUACCUCGGACGACGAGGACUUCUCGACAGACGAGGAAGACGAAGAUGAGUUCGGGGGCGCUCAAGGCGAGACAGCGGACAUGCCUACUUUGGAGGAAGUCAAAAGGAGAGCGGAGCGCAUGCUUCGGAACCGAAGGCGCCGCGUGGCUGGGCCGGAGCGACAUUCCAAGGUGGCAGGCGCAGAAUGUGAACAAAAAGAAAGUGGAGAAGGGCAAGACAAACACACGGCAAGGGCGCAGACAGGGGACGAACAGUAAGGGAAGGUGGAAUUCCUUUUGAAGAAUCUGAAAAACCAAGGCGUGCGGAAGAAGACUGGGCGGAACAGAGGGCAGCAGAUGCCGUCGCCGGUAAACGGUCUUUGCUCUGCAAUUUGAAGACGAAGUCUUUCUGGAGGUGCAUGUGUCCUUCCUUAACGAAUAGUGCAGUUUUCUUCGGGGGGUUUGUCUCGAGCAGCUCAACAAAGAGUAGCUGGAGAAACUCGAUGGUGCCCUUUUUCCCUCGGACUGCCAAAAAUGACGCCACAGUCUAAAUCCUGCAAAAGCGGUUGAAAACGUGUUGUGCAGGCGAAGCGCAAAUGGAUAUUUCUGUACA
Molecule: messenger RNA, 3379 nt
Organism: Toxoplasma gondii ME49
Lineage: Eukaryota; Apicomplexa; Conoidasida; Eucoccidiorida; Sarcocystidae
Exons: 1
Coding region: 1-3045 (1014 amino acids)
Biological process (GO): protein folding
Cellular component (GO): endoplasmic reticulum
Molecular function (GO): protein disulfide isomerase activity
Source: RefSeq, a predicted model, not a curated record